Lingula anatina is the source of this 1890-nucleotide messenger RNA. Its product is annotated as fatty-acid amide hydrolase 1-like. Gene Ontology annotation, biological process: fatty acid catabolic process. The record is from RefSeq and is a predicted model, not a curated record. Gene Ontology annotation, molecular function: fatty acid amide hydrolase activity; amidase activity. Lineage: Eukaryota; Metazoa; Brachiopoda; Lingulata; Lingulida; Lingulidae.
AUGGUCUUAUUUGCUGCAAUAGAACAGAAUGAACAGUAUAAUUUCAUCACAACAUUUUUGGAAGAAGCUGAGGAUGCAGCAUUAGCCCUAGAUGAAUCUGAAGAACCAAAAGGGAUGUUACAUGGAGUGCCUGUUUCUUUGAAAGAUUACUUUACUGUGAAGGGCUAUGACACCACCCAUGGCAUGGCCAGAUAUGUUGACAGCCCUUGGGCAGAAGAUUGUGUGGUUGUCAAGGUCCUCAGGUACCAGGGUGCAAUUCCCUUUAUGAAGACAAAUAUCCCUCAAACCAACUUACACUUUGACUGCUCAAAUCCAAUAUUUGGACGAACUCUAAACCCUUGGUCAAAACAGCGGACUCCAGGCGGAUCGUCAGGAGGUGAAGCAGCAGCCAUUGCUGCUGGGAGCUCUAUUGUUGGGAUGGGAAGUGAUAUUGGUGGAAGCAUCAGGAUUCCAGCUCACUUCUGUGGAAUAUGUGGGAUAAAGCCAACUGUGGGUAGAAUAAGGUAUUCUUGUAAUAGAAUCUGUCAAAGAGUGUUAUAUCUGAGCAGACAUUUCAUUUUGACAAUGUUGUUAAAAUGGUGUUUAAUACGGAUGUUUGUGUUUAAACUUUUCACAGUGGCUGCAUCCAUGGGACCGAUGGGCAGAGAUGUGGAUAGCGUGGCAACCAUGAUGAAAGCCUUGCUAGUACCUUUAAUGUUUGAACUGGAUCCAAUGACCCCACCAUUAACUUUUAAUACAGAGGAAUAUGAAAGUAACCGUCCACUGAAGAUAGGCUUCUACUUGGAGGAUGACUGGUCAGUGCCAAUCCCAGCAUGCAACAGAGCUGUUGAAUUGGCAGUUGCCGCAUUAAAGAGUCAGGGACAUGAGGUGGUUCCAUGCAGUCCAACCAGAGCACAGGAGAUGUACUUGGACUACUAUAUGAGAUUUUGCAUGGCUGAUGGCGGUCAGAAACUUCUAAAAUCUCUAGAAGAUGAACCCAUAUUUGACCCUACCAUUAAAGGCCAAGUUUCAGUGCUAAAGCUACCAAAGAUCUUACGUACUACACUGGCAAUACUACUGAAACCCAUGGCAAGUGCUUAUUACAUUUCACUCACUUUAUUUAUACUAGUGAAUUAUUUGAAGUUAGUGUUUAUCAAUUUUACGCCACUUCUUAGCAGAAUGAUUUUAUGUCUAAAUGGAUUCAGGUCGAUCAAAGACAUGAAUGAGAAAAAAUGUGACAUCCAGGAGUGGCAGUUGAAGAUUCUGCAGGAUUGGGAGAGGCUUGGUCUAGAUGCUGUUGUAUGCCCAGUUGCUCCUUGUGUGGCUGUACUGAAUGGCUACCCAGCAAAGUGCCUCGGUGCUCUAAGCUACACAGCAUAUUACAAUUUAGCAGACUUUCCAGCUGGUGUGGUGCCAGUGACCACAGUGACAGCAGAGGAUGACCAAAAUCUCAAGUCUUACUACAAUCAUGAUGUUCUUUGGAUGAAAAACAUGAAAAUGGGUUGUGUUGAUGCCAUUGGCCUUCCUGUUGGAGUGCAGUGUGUUACAAAGCCUUGGCAUGAAGAGUUGUGCUUGAGAGUUAUGAGGGAUGUAGAAAAUGGACUGAAAAAAGAUUAAUCAGUCAGGUGUUUUCGGUAAUAUUAUAGAAAACAUCUGCUGCAGCAAUCCAAGUGGGAAAAGACCCAGAUUAUUCAUUACGAGUGACCAAACAAUGAUCAUAAUCUUUGCUGACAAACAUUGAAAUUUGAGAGAGAGAGACUGAGAACAUGAAAUUCAUCUGUUGCGAUAAUUUGAGGCACUUGCAGUUUUACUCUCAAGGGGUGCUUCUAGAAUGUAAUUGCUUACAGUGGUUUUAAGGAUGUUUCUCUAAAAAUUAAUUUCAAUGUGAAAAUUAAUUUCCUAUGUGAAAGA